UCACACGGCAAGAAAUUUUAUAAUUGGUGAAUCUGUCCUGUAAGGUCCAACUCUUGGAAUUUCUUUCCUUGUGGCAGAAAAAGAGGCAAAUGCCAUUGCGCAAUUCUGUCCAUUGUUCAUAAAAUUUGGACAAUUAACACAUUCGAUGCGGGGGGAUUCCACACUGGAGUCAAGCCAGAUACUGGUGACCCCACAGUGGAGUCAUACCCCUCUCUCCAAGACGUCAAGAUUUUCCCCCCCGCAUUUUAGUUACAAAAGUCGUAUAAUGCCCCCGUAGGGUUCAAACAGUUCAGAACUUCCUGAACUAUCUUACUGUGAGCAUCGUUCCCGUGUCUCUAACCUUAAAUCACUAGAUAUCAUAAAUGCACAUCUACUACGCCACUCUUUUUCGUAAACAAUGAGCCCGACGGGUAAAAAGAGGAAGGGUUAUUAUAUGGGCUCGAAGGCGAAAAAAGCGAAACGCGACCUGUUUGGACCUGGGAUGAAAGGAUUCCUCUGCACAUGCAACAAAAGGGUCAAAGAGUGCAUCAGGGAGGCGUACAACGUUCUGGAUGAUUUUGCUUCAAAGCUAUACCCCAAGGAAGAGAAGAAAGACUGCGAGGAGAAUAUAGAAAACGAGCUUGCAAAAGAAUUACAAGAGCUUAAGAAGGACGGUGAAGAGCGUCGGUUUCAAGUUGUUGAUACAGGGUCGAACAGUUGUGUUUUUAUAAAAACGACGCUUGAAGACCCGACCAAAUUGGCCGAGGCGAUAGCGAAAGACAUACACGACACAAAGAUCCCGAGGAGUAAAUGUCUCAUAAGGCUUAUACCCAUCAACACCACUUGUAAAGCCUACAUGGACGACAUUACGAAGAUGGCAGAUAAAAUGUUCGACGAGUACUUCAAAGGGGAUCCGACGACAUUUUCUAUAUUUUACACUAAACGAAACAAUAACACUUUGUUGAGAGAUGAGGUGAUUUCUAUGCUGGUCCAACUCGUACGGGAUAGAAACCCCGGUCACAAGGUUGACCUGAAGAAUUCUAAGAAGACGAUAGUGAUUGAAGUUUUAAAAGCUGUAUGCGGGAUAUCUGUAGUUUCGAAUUUUCACCAAUACAGGAGAUACAACCUGCUCGAACUGUGUAAAAAGGAUGGAAAAGAAGGGGAAAAUAAACCAAUAUCUGAUGAUUAAAAAAAAGCCUAUUUCUUUAGUUUUUUUCACGUCUUAAAUAUACAAUACGAUUUUAAGCAGAAAUAUCUAUCACAGAAUGGGACAUCUACAACUAUAUAAAGGA
Cimex lectularius (bed bug) is the source of this 1271-nucleotide messenger RNA. Its product is annotated as THUMP domain-containing protein 1 homolog. Bases 398 to 1168 code for a protein of 256 amino acids. Gene Ontology annotation, biological process: tRNA modification. Gene Ontology annotation, molecular function: RNA binding. Lineage: Eukaryota; Metazoa; Arthropoda; Insecta; Hemiptera; Cimicidae. The transcript is spliced from 6 exons. The record is from RefSeq and is a predicted model, not a curated record.